GUCGGUGGGAGCAGGAGCUGAACUCGCGCGACUGAAUCCAUGGCAACCGCAAUGGCAGAAGCUGAGGUACGUCAGAAACUGCUGCGCACCGUCAAGAAGGAGGUGAAGCAGAUCAUGGAGGAGGCAGUGACCAGGAAGUUUGUGCAUGAAGACAGUAGCCACAUUGUGUCCUUCUGUGCUGCUGUGGAGGCGUGCGUGUUGCACGGGCUGAAGCGGCGGGCGGCUGGGUUCCUGCGCAGCAACAAAAUUGCGGCGCUCUUCAUGAAGGUGGGGAAGAGCUUCCCGCCUGCUGAGGAGCUCUGCAAGAAGGCCCAGGAGCUGGAGCAGAUCAUCGAGAGCAAACGGAACCAGGUCCCGCUAAACCCUGAGACCACCCGCAAGCUGCCAAAGAUGCCCAACAUCUCCCCCCAGGCCAUUAAGCACCUCUGGAUUCGCACUGCCCUCAUCGAGAAGGUCCUGGACAAAAUUGUGCUUUACCUGGUGGAGAACAGCAGCAAAUUCUAUGAGAAAGAAGCAGUGUUGAUGGAUCCUGUGGAUGGACCCAUCCUUGCAUCUUUGUUAGUUGGCCCCUGCGCAUUGGAGUACACCAAGAUGAAAACAGCUGAUCACUUCUGGACGGACCCUUCGGCUGAUGAGCUGGUCCAGAGGCACCGCAUUCACAGCGCUUACUGCCGGCAAGACUCUCCCACCAAGCGGCCUGCUCUUUGUAUCCAGAAGCGACACUCCAGCAGCAGCAUGGAUGAGCGCCCAUCGCCCUCUCCCUCGGCACGGGACUAUGUGGAGUCGCUGCACCAGAACUCCAGAGCCACACUGCUGUUUGGGAAGAACAAUGUCCUUGUGCAGCCGAGGGAUGACAUGGAGGCUAUCCCAGGAUACCUCUCCCUCCAUCAGACAGCUGACGCCAUGACCCUAAAGUGGACACCCAAUCAACUGAUGAAUGGCACUGUAGGGGACCUGGAUUACGAGAGGAGUGUUUACUGGGACUACGCCAUGACUAUCCGCCUGGAGGAGAUAGUCUAUUUGCACUGUCACCAGCAGGUGGACAGUGGGGGCACAGUGGUGCUGGUGAGUCAGGACGGAAUCCAGCGACCCCCGCUGCGCUUCCCCAGGGGAGGCCAUCUGCUGCAGUUCCUAUCCUGCCUGGAGAACGGGCUCCUGCCCCAUGGGCAGCUGGACCCGCCUCUGUGGUCCCAGAGAGGAAAGGGAAAGGUUUUCCCUAAAUUGCGUAAGAGAUGUCCUCAGGGGUCCUCCGAGUCGGUCUCGGACAAAGAGGAGGACGAAGCCACAGACUACGUCUUCCGCAUCCUUUUCCCCGGCAGCCAGUCAGAGUUCGGCACACCAGACCUGAUGGACCAGGGUGCAACCAUGUGGCACCCCACCCCCAGGAAGUCCUCCUGCUCCUCCUGCUCCCAGAGUGGCUCCUCAGAUGGAGGUCAGCCCAAUGGGUGCAACCACGAGAGGGCACCUCUGAAGCUCCUCUGUGACAACAUGAAGUAUCAGAUCAUUUCCCGGGCUUUCUAUGGCUGGCUGGCUUACUGCCGUCACUUGUCCACCGUGCGAACCCAUCUGUCUGCUCUGGUCAACCACACCAUCGUUGAUCCGGACAUCCCAUACAACGCCUAUGGGGGUCUCACCGUCGAGGUCUGGCAGAGGUUUAUGCAAGACUGCGCUGCCUAUGAGGAGCAGGAGCUGCUGCGCCUGGUGUACUUUGGGGGAGUGGACCCCUCACUGCGCAAGGAGGUCUGGCCCUUCCUGCUGGGGCACUACCAGUUCGGGAUGUCGGAGGCAGAGAGGAAGGAGGUGGACGACCAGGUCCGAGCCUGCUACGAGCAGACCAUGAGCGAGUGGCUGGGCUGCGAGGCCAUCGUGAGGCAGCGGGAGAAGGAGCAGCACGCCGCCGCGUUGGCCAAGUGCUCCUCCGGGGCCAGCGUGGACAGCACCAUCCAGAGGAUGAUGCACCGGGACUCCACCGUCAGCAACGAGUCCUCUCAGAGCUGCAGCUCAGACAGACAGAGCCACGCACGGCUGCAGAGUGACUCAAGCAGCAGCACACAGGUGUUUGAGUCGGUGGAGGAGGUAGAUCAGAUUGAGAUGGAGCCCAAGAGCGAUGAGGCCAAACAGGCUCCCAAAAUCCCCAAUGGAGCGGUCCCCAAUGGCACAACCUCUCCAGACUCAGGGCAUCCGUCCUCACGCAAUUUCUCCAUCACCUCUGGCCUCUCAGACCGCUCGCUCAGCACAGAAGACAGUGCUGCCCCAGAGGCCACUGCCAAAACCGUUGCUUCGCAGCAGCCGCCGGCCCAGCCCAGCCCAGGGAAGACGGAGCAGCCAGCAGAUGUAUCCCCCAGCUCUAGCCCCAGCCACAGCGCUGAGCCACAGUCCCUGCCCAAUGGGAAAGAACUCCAGAUUGCAUCAGAGAAAGACACCGGAUCCUCUGAAACAGAGGAGAGCAAAGUAGCGGAAACAGAGGAGCAGAUCAAGUCACCAGAAACAAAGCAGAUCAAGUCACCAGAAACAGAAGUGGUCAGAUCUCCUGAAACAGAGAAAGUCAAAUCUCCUGAAACAGAGGACGUUAAAUCUCCAGAGGUAGAAGUGGUCAAAUCUCCUGAAACAGAAGAGGUCAGAUCACCUGAAAUGCAGGAUGUAAAACCUUCUGAAACAGAAGAGGUCAAAUUGCCUGAAAUGCAGGAUGUAAAACCUCCUGAAACAGAGGAAGUCAAAUCUCCAGAAGUAGAAGCGGCCAAGUCUCCUGAAAUAGAAGUGGUCAAAUCUCCUGAAAUGCAGGAUGUUAAAUCUCCUGAAACAGAGGAAGUCAAAUCUCCAGAAGUAGAAUCAGCCAAGUCUCCUGAAAUAGAAGUGGUCAAAUCUCCUGAAAUGCAGGAUGUUAAAUCUCCUGAAACAGAGGAUGUCAAAUUUCCAGAAGCAGAAGCAGCCAAAUCUCCUGAAACUGACAUGGUAAAAUCACCUGAAAUGCAGGAUAUUAAAUCUCCUGAAACAGAGAAAGUCAGAUCUCCAGAAGUAGCAGCGGCCAAAACUCCUGAAACAGAAGUGGUAAAAUCACCUGAAAUGCAGGAUGUUAAAUCUCCUGAAACAGAGGAAGUCAAAUCUCCAGAAGUAGAAGCGGCCAAGUCUCCUGAAAUAGAAGUGGUCAAAUCUCCUGAAAUGCAGGAUGUUAAAUCUCCUGAAACAGAGGAAUCCAAAUCUCCAGAAACAGAAGCAGUCAAAUCUCCGGAAACAGAAGUGGCCACGUCUCUUGAAACAGAGGGCAUUAAAUCUCCUGAAACAGAGCAGGUGAAAUCACCUGAAAUGCCAGAUGUCAAAUCUCCUGAAAUAGAGGACAUAAAAUCUCCUGAAACAGAGCAGGUAAAAUCACCUGAAAUGCCAGAUGUCAAAUCUCCUGAAAUAGAGGACAUAAAAUCUCCUGAAACAGAACUGAUUAUAUUUCCUGCAACUGAAGCGGUCAAAUCUCCAGAAACAGAAGUGUUUCAAGCUCCUGAAGGAGAAGUGGUCAAAAGUCCUCAAACAGAAGCAGUCAAAUCUCUUGAACAAGAAGAAUUCAAGGAUGCUGAGAUAAAGGAGAUCAAAUCUCUAGAGAAUGAAGAGGCUAAGGUUCCAGAGAUAGAAGUAGUCAAAUCUCCCAAAAUGGAGGAGUUGAAGGAUGUUGAAAUGAAGGAAGUGAAAUCUCCAGCAACAGAGGAGGCUGAGCCAUCUGAAACAAAAGAGACCAAGUCACCAGUAACAGAACAGAAAUCUCCUGAAAAAGAGCAGACUAAGGAUGUAGAAAUGAAUGAAGUAAAAUUUCCAGAAGUGGGGGAGGGCGAGGUUACAGAAAUUGAAGUGGCCAAAAUUCCUGAGACAGACAUAGUUAAGACUCUGGAGGCAGGCAGUGUAGAUAUAAACAAUGCGACGUCUCCAGAAAUGGAGGCGGCCCAGGCCCCAGAAAUAGAAAAGGAGAAGACACCAGAGGCAGAAGAGGUUAAGGCUUCAGAGGCUGAUGUGUUCAAGGUUUUUGAAACAGAAGAGGCCACAGCCCAGCAGAUGAGUGUAGCUUCCAGCACCAUGGACACCAGCGAGGCCCUGCUUACCAUAGAGUCAGAUGAGUCUCCGUCUGCGAUAGAAAUGGAGGAGAUUCCUACUGCUAAAGUGUCCAUGAUCUCUUGGGAUAGAAAAGCCCUUUCUGAAAGUGCGGGAGACUCCACAGGGGCAGGCCCAGCCCUGGGCGAAGUAGGAACAGUGGUAGCAGGCCUGCCAGUGCUUGAGCUGCGGUUGGAGGAGGAAGGAGAGAAGCCCAGCCCUGAGGGUACAGAAUCAGUCCUGUCAGAGGAGCCCGAAAUGGAGAGUCUCUUCCCGCAGUUUGACUCCCUUGCUGUUGGAGGGGAGGUGAAAAAUGAGGCCACUUCCCCUGUCUCCUCCAUUGGAACCACCUAUUCUCAAGAGCUGCUGGACAUGUACACUAUCAACCUGCACCGCAUCGAGAAGGACGUCCAACGCUGUGACAGAAACUACUGGUACUUCACUCCUGCCAACCUGGAGAAACUGCGCAACAUCAUGUGCAGUUACAUCUGGCAACACCUGGACAUUGGCUAUGUGCAAGGCAUGUGUGACCUGCUUGCACCUCUCCUGGUCAUUCUGGAUGACGAGGCUAUGGCCUUUAGCUGCUUCACUGAGCUCAUGAAGAGGAUGAACCAGAACUUCCCUCACGGGGGGGCUAUGGACACCCACUUUGCAAACAUGCGCUCCCUCAUCCAGAUCCUGGACUCUGAGCUGUUUGAGCUCAUGCACCAGAAUGGGGACUACACUCACUUCUAUUUCUGCUACCGCUGGUUUUUACUGGACUUCAAACGAGAACUGGUGUACGACGAUGUGUUUUCUGUGUGGGAGACCAUCUGGGCAGCCAAGUACACCUCCUCUGGCCAUUUUGUCCUUUUCAUUGCCCUGGCUCUGGUGGAGCUCUACAGGGACAUCAUCUUGGAGAACAACAUGGACUUCACCGACAUCAUUAAGUUCUUCAAUGAAAUGGCAGAGCACCACAACGUCAAGCAGGUCCUGACGCUGGCUCGAGACCUGGUGUGCAAAGUGCAGACGCUAAUUGAGAACAAGUGAUUCUGAAGAAGCAUCUGUCUCUCUGCUAAGUCAUUCUGUAACAGGCUUCCCAGUGUCCUCUCUGUCCCAGCUGUGUCCAAUCAGAGGCCUCACACACCAGCCUUCGUAGAAGGGAAACCACAUAUCCUUUCUACACCGUAGCCCAUUCAGCAUUCAUCAUUAUCUACCUGAUACCACUCAGUGUAUUCCACAUGAAUUGAUAAGCUGUGAAAGUAAGUACUUUUUCAUCAACCGGUUUUCCUUAGGGCCACAUGGAAUGAUACACUGGUUCAUUUGUGCAAAACGUGUCAAUUGCUGGUCUUUCACUGUGCAUUGUUCUUGUCCUAGACUGGCGCCAGUCUGGGUCUGAUCCUUUUUGGCAUGUUACAAGCCAUGUGGGACUAUUUGAUCAUGCUGUUAAACAUUACAGGCUCAAGUGUACAAGCUCCCAUCAGGAAGUAGCCUUUGUUUGAAAGAUUGUAGUGAACAUAGAGUAUUGGCAGCCAUGUCGAGUGAUACAGGUGUUUUGAAGUCAGUGCUGCCAACCUUAGAUCUCUGCCAACAGAGAGCCACGGUUCCAUGUGACCCUUUGCCAACACUUCAACAUUCCAAUGAGACACCAGCUAGUCAAAGCUGUACAAGUUUUGGGGCAGUCCAGCGGAGAGCUGGAAACUUAUGAGUCCGCACAUUGUGCUCUCAUGCGGUCCCCGUUAACUGAAAACUAUGUUGUUUACGUUGUGACUUUGAGAACCUCAGCUAUGUUCAGUUUGGUCUUGUGAUUGCUAGUAUGGGGGGUGCUUGAUGUAUCCUCCACUCUGUUGGUAUGGUGUAUGAUCACCACAUCACUGAGUAAUGAAGAAGGCUUGAUUGGCACCACAGAAAGUCACAUGGCUACACAAUGAAGCUCCACAGUGUCUUUGACUGGUUGUGCACUGUAACUACUUCCCUGUCCGAUAUUUUGGUAUGCUUUGUACAUUAUUCCAAUGUCAUUCACAGAGCCAUACACAUGUGCCAUAGAACAGGCUUUUACUCUGGAGUGAUAUAUCAAAGGAAGACCUCAGUGUAUUUUUGCCUUAAUUUGAACUGUCCUUGCAUGGUUCAUGUACUCCAGUCAAGGGAUGUUGUUAGUGGUUAUUAAUACAGAUCACUUGCAUUGCUGCAGUUACUUCACAGCCUAUAGAAGUGAUGUACUCACAGGUAAAGCUUAGUGAAUGCCACCAUUAAUUCUUAUCAGUAAAAACUCCUUUUGUCUCUACAUUUGUGCUGUUGUUAUGUAUGUCAGAGAAAUAUUAGUUCCAUCAUUCAAAAUGGAAUCUUGAAACCGUUGUGUCAAAUGUCUUCACAUUGUCCUGUUCCACGUCACUAUUUUACGCGGACCUCAGUUUCCAGGGAAACAUCUGUCAACGACAUAGUUCAGGCAAACCUGUAGCUUUCCACACAAGAAAAUAGCACACUGACAGAAAGGCUGUGGCACUUUUUCUUGUGCUUCUAUAGGGAGGUGAUGAUUUGUUAAUUCAGUGGUGAAAGAGAAUGGCCCCACCUUAACAGAGCUAAUGGCAGUAAAAUGGACACUGCUGAGACUUUGGAAAUCUUGCAGUAUCAUUAUCUUAUUCACUCUUUCUUAAUUCGAUUUUAUGACUUUACAUUGUUUUCUGUGUUCUUCAAAACAAGGCUGAUUUAUUUCAGACUGAGACAAGCUGCUGCUCUGUUACCCUGUGUGUAGGGACAUACUGGACAUAUUGCAUUCUGGGAAGAAACAUGAAUGCAGGAACGUGUUGAAACCUUGUCAGUAAUUUAGUCUAAUUGCCAGUGUUUUCAAUGACCUUUUUCCCUUCAUCUGGCAUUUGUGUCCAUGCUGAUAUGUCUCUGUAUAUUGCUGUCUGUGAAUCGUACUGUAACAAGGGGAAAUUAUCAACUCUAAAAGUGGCACAUUAUACACACAAACACACACAUACACACACACAGACACGCACACACACACA
Molecule: messenger RNA, 7061 nt
Organism: Megalops cyprinoides (Indo-Pacific tarpon)
Lineage: Eukaryota; Metazoa; Chordata; Actinopteri; Elopiformes; Megalopidae
Gene: sgsm1a
Product: small G protein signaling modulator 1a
Exons: 25
Coding region: 52-5100 (1682 amino acids)
Biological process (GO): activation of GTPase activity
Molecular function (GO): GTPase activator activity
Source: RefSeq, a predicted model, not a curated record